AUGGGAUCUCUCAAGGCUCUCCAGGAGUGGUGUCGGACACAGUGUGAAAAUUACAACGAUGUGGAAAUAAAGGACAUGUCAACGUCCUUUCGGGACGGUUUGGCGUUUUGUGCCAUAAUACAUCGUUACAGACCAGAACUGAUAGACUUUGACUCACUAUCUAAAGAGAAUGUCUACGAAAACAAUCGACUGGCAUUUGAAGUGGCAGAGACACAGCUGGGGAUUCCUGCCCUGUUGGACCCAGAAGACAUGGUGUCCAUGAAAGUGCCUGACCGUCUCAGCAUCAUCACAUACGUCUCCCAGUACUACAACUUCUUCAACAACAAGUCUCAAGCAAACCCCCCUUGCAUGAAAAGACACAGUACUGCUGGUCACCACGAGCUAGCUCAGAAAAGACCCCCAACCCCUUUGGAAGACAAAGUGGCUGAGCUGAGCCAGCCCGUGCAGACAGGUGUAGAAGGGCUUGUGGCAGUCAGGUGCAGCACGCUCAGCAGCACCUGCGCCGCCUGCCAGAAGCACGUCCACCUGGUGCAGAGGUUUCUGGUGGAUGGCAAGCUCUACCAUCGCAACUGCUUCAGGUGCACAGAGUGUCACAGCACUUUGCUUCCUGGAUCCUACAGAUCAAGAAGCAACUCUGGGGCGUUGGUCUGUACACAUCACCUUACAAAGCACAUUUCGGCCAAUCAGAACGGCAGGCCAGAUCUCAGCGAGAGACCAGUGGUAGUUCAGUCCGCAAGAAUUGGUCGUAGCCCGGUUCCUCAUGUGUCACCUGAGAGAGACCAGGCAGAGACUCCUCCAGUAAGCCAAACAAAUGAUACCGACAUGCCUUCCAAUGACCCUGUCUCACUCACUGUAGUUACAGCAAAUAAAGCAGACUCUUUGGAAAAAGCAAAAGACAUGGAUGGCGGUGUAGAGACAGAGGAGACACCACGAUCAUGUUCUCCUCCCAAUCCUUUUGAUGAGAGCGAUGAAGAGGAAGAGAAGGAGGAAGAUAUUAAAACACCUGCCAUAUUAACAGCUAAUGGGGACCUCCCUUCUACACCUGUCACUCAUCAUGAAGGUGCCAGUCGGCCGGUACCAGCACCCCGCAGGGUUUCUGAACCGACUCCGCCUCCUCGCCCUGCCCCUCGAGUUCGGCUACUCCGUACUGCAGACGGUGAAAACCAGAAGCCUCCGACUCCUCCCAAACCUCGAGAAAGAUCACAGUCCCCUGGAAGCCUAUCCAGUGGCACCCAUAAACCCAAAGACCCACCUUGGCUCGCCCUGGUCCAGUCAGAAUCCAAGAAGAAGAAAGCUCCUGCCCCUCCCCCUGUUGGACUGGCAACACCUCCCAAUACAGGUUCUCUGUCCUCUCUCAAAGGGGAGGGCUCCAGACCCAGCACACCCCCUCCACCCUCCAACCCAUUUGACGAGGAGGAUGAUGAUGAUGAUGACGAAAAUACAGUGGCAGAGGAACAGGAGGGGAGUGAAGGAAGUGCAAUUCCACCCACAGUUGUGGCAAGUCACCCAUGGUACAGCAUCACUCGGGCAGCAGAUGCGACAGGUGCGGACACUCCCCCUAGUGGAGGAAGCUCGUCCCGCUCUGCCAGCCCGGGGAGCACCACGAGGAAGAAGCGACGGGCACCUCGUGCUCCACAGCCGCCCACAGUUCUUCCUCACUCUCAGCCCUCCUCUUGCUCUCCCUCUCCAGCUCUUAGCACAGACAGUCUGUCUUCUGGCUCAGACCACAGCUCCUCCCAGCCCUCAUUGGGUGGUGCUGCCAGCAGCGACCAGCAACACACCUUCACCAAAAGUGUCUCAGAGCCUUCCAUCUGUUCACCAUGCGACUCUGCGACCUCUCCUUCCUCCUCCGAGCAUCUGGUUCACCCCUCCCAAAGCCCCUACCCUUCUCCAAUGCCAUCAAAUGCCACCUCAGCUCCAGCCACUCCACAGACCAGUCGCAACUUAGAGACCAAAGGAGCCGGAGCCCCUCCACCACGACCGCCAACAACUCCCAGCCCAUUGGCCUCAGGAGCCAUCCAGUCACACAAUAAGCGCAUCUGUAAGGAGAACCCAUUCAACAGGAAAGCCUCUCCCUCCCCUGCUAAAUCCAAAACCAGACCACCAAAAGGGCCUCGUCCUGCCAGGCCCCCUGCCCCCGGGCACGGCUUCCCUCUGAUCAAACGCAAGGUUCAGUCAGACCAGUACAUCCCGGUAGAGGACAUCCACGGGGAAAUGAGUCAGCUGGAAAAGGAGCUGGAUGAGCUGGAGCAGAGGGGAGUGGAGCUGGAGAAGAAGUUGAGAGACAACCCUAAUGAUGAGGAUGAGGAGCACCUGUUGGUGGAGUGGUUCACUCUCAUCCAUGAGAAACACCUUUUAGUACGACGAGAAGCUGAGCUAGUCUACACAGCGAAGCAGCAGAACCUGGAAGAGAGGCAAGCUGACGUGGAGUAUGAGCUGAGGUGUCUUCUCAACAAACCAGAGAAAGACUGGACGGAGGAGGACAAGAGUCGGGAGCAGGAGUUAAUGGCUGAGCUUGUUACUAUCAUUGAUCAGCGCAACCAAAUUGUGAACAGCAUGGACCAGGACAGACAGAGGGAAGAGGAGGAGGAUGAACUUAUUGGUGCCAUGCUGAAGAAAAAAGACUUCCACAAGGAUCAAGAGGGUGAGCAGCAUCAGAAGAAAAAAGGAGCAAAGUUCAAACCCAUAAAAGUGCUCAAGAGGCUGAGCCAUAAAGGUGAACCAGGCAAGAGUCCCCGCAAGGAGAAAACGCCAUAGAAAGGACAGAUUCUCCUCCAAGAGGAUUUAGACAAUUUUAACCAGACUAAGGAAAAUGAAAACAGGAUGUGAGGAAAGAAGUGCAUCAGGUCAAGGAGAUGACAAAGUCUUCUUUGACCGUGCCAUUAAUGGUCCCUGCUCACAUUUUACUUCUCUGACUAUUUUGAGUUGUGUUUUAAAGUGUAAAAACCCAACCGCUUUAAGAGCUGACAUGUGAACUCUCUGACCUUUCAAACUAGUGAGGAGUAGUGUAGGUUUCUAAAUUAUCGCAUUGAUUUGUUGUAUGUUCCUUUGUUGUCCUUGCAUUGCACAGAGACUCUGUAGGCUUUCAUCAAGGCUCAACAAAGCUGUGUUUAGUCAGUUCAUUUUGAAUGAAGCUUUUGGAUGCCAACUGAUUCCUGAUAGCUAUGAGUUUUUAACAUGUUUUCACUCUGCUCCAGACUUACACUCCUUGGAUACCCGUCUUCUCUGUGUUUUGAUUCCAAAGUUCAGUAGAUUGAUACCUGAGAUGGUUUCAGGAUGUGUUUGGUUUGACCCUGUGGUACUAGUGAAAGGAAUUUUUUUUUUUUUUUUUUUUUUUUUAGAUGAACUCUGCUUUAAAUUUUGCAACAUCUAUCCUCGAAACAAUCAGUCAACAAUGGAUUCCCAAGCUCUUUUAGCUGCUAUGUUAUGACAGUUUGUGGUUUCCUUGUUUUUAAUUUCUUGUGAGAGAGUGAUAGUUUGUUGUCAUUUGUGUAAAUGCAUAUCAUCACAGACAUUUAGGAUGAACAUAGAUACUGUAAGGGUGUAAAUGUGAGGUCUGGAGGAGAGUGUUAUAUAAAUUUCUGAUUGAAAUUCUGUUAGAAAAUGUAUUGUGUUAUCAAAGGUCCUACAUGCAAUAAUGUAUAUUACAAAAGACAGUCACUCAGUAUUCUAUUAACUGUAGCAAAAUACCAGUUUUAAACAGUUUUAACCAUUGGGAAACUCUGAAUAUGCAAUCAUUAAUUUAUAUUUUACUAUGCCUUUGUGUAUGUUUCCAUUUUUUGCCUUAAAACAUGUUAAUAUUGUUUGUAUGAGUGCCAUAGUGGAUGAGUCUCAUGUGUUUGAGCUAAUAUAAAUGUCAGUAUGUUUACUCAUUUUGUUCCCAUAGAUUGUUCACCUGUUCACCAUUUUAAAUGGUUAUCUUUGUUGUGUGUGUUUCUGUUCUGUGCCUGUCCUCCUGUCCAGCUGAAACCAAGGGCUUCUGUAGAGUCACAUUUUGGUUAGCUAUUACAUUGUCCUGAAACAGCAGCAGGAUUAUGAAAUAUACUGACAUUGGAAGGUAGAGGAAUAAAAUAACUUAUUGCAAGUA
Molecule: messenger RNA, 4087 nt
Organism: Scatophagus argus
Lineage: Eukaryota; Metazoa; Chordata; Actinopteri; Scatophagidae
Gene: micall1a
Product: MICAL-like 1a
Exons: 16
Coding region: 1-2757 (918 amino acids)
Molecular function (GO): protein binding
Source: RefSeq, a predicted model, not a curated record